Molecule: messenger RNA, 2364 nt
Organism: Labrus mixtus (cuckoo wrasse)
Lineage: Eukaryota; Metazoa; Chordata; Actinopteri; Labriformes; Labridae
Product: ras and Rab interactor 1-like
Exons: 7
Coding region: 318-1985 (555 amino acids)
Source: RefSeq, a predicted model, not a curated record
UGAAUCAAAUGUACAACAAAAAAUAAGGCUAUUCUGUUAUAUUUUCUGAAAUCAGUCAAGCGAGUGUAGCACACGUUUGUUUCCAGGUGGGAGGGAAGGAGGAGUCAAACACCUCCUGAUCUUGGAGCACUCGUGAACGUAGAAGAGAACUGAACUUUCGUCGCCUUGAAGUAUAGAUGGAAGAAGAUCGAGCAUGGUUAUGUAAAGGGGAACCGGAGGAGCUUUAAAGAAGGACCGGGGCCAAGAGCUCCGUCUGAGCUGCUGCACUUCACCAAGUCUGGACUUGCUUUCCCAAUCCAGGCAGCUUUAUUACGCAGAUGGCACAGCAGGAAGAGCCUCUGUAUGAUUUCCCAGAGCCCACCAAGCCCUCACAGCAGAAGUUCUCGGGGCAUCAAAGGGGAGGAGGAUCUCUGAGGAGUGUCAGUGUGCUGGACCGUCUCCUACUCACUAUUCCUGUCUGGCUUCAGCUGUCAAUCAAUCCUGCCACAGCACUGCACAUACUGCAGAGGGAGCCUCCUGGGACCUUCCUGGUUCGCAAGUCUCGAACAUCUCAAAGGAACGUGCUGUGUGUCCGUUUGGCGGAUGAUAGCAGACCCUCCUUUGUCCAGCAGAUUGGCAUCAGGGAGGAGCGCGCCAGUAAAACUUUGUGUCUGGAGACUUCAGCAAUCAGCUUUCCAGAUCUCCCAAGAUUGAUUUCCUUUUACUGUGUCAGCAGAGAUGUGCUGCCCUUCCCUCUGGAGCUUCCUGAAGCCAUUGCAAAGGCAUCAUCCCACAAAGAGCUCGAGUCCAUCUCACACAUGGGAGUCGAAUUCUGGAAUUCCCACUUAAAUGUCCGUGGGCCUCGGGGGCCUCCAAAGCCUCAGGAGGACCCGGAGAAGAAGCCUGACCCUAAAACCUCCGCCCCUCUCACUGCUGCCCCACAGUCAAGCCCGGCAGUUACACCUGACUCAGCUCCCCAGCCUGACUCAGACCCCCAGAUGAAGACAACUACAGAAUCAGACCCCAAACCAGAUGGUCCUGGUUCCACUCUGUUCCAGGAGUUUUGUCCAAUCACGACACGCAGCCCCAGAGAGCUGGACUGUGGCUCUGGCCUGGGCGCUCUCUGUUUCAUCAACCCUCUUUUCCUGCAGUCCCAGAACGCUCUGUGCAGAAGGCAUAUGUUCAAACGGAGCCAUAAAGUCCGGCUUUCAACAGAGACAACCUCUCUGCUGUCACCCCCGCUUACUCCUCCUCCUCCACCUCCUCUAAUGCCCAAAACCAGAGGAAGAUGUAAAGCCAAAAAACAUGCAACACAUCCUAGUAAAGGCCCAAAUCAAGCCCCUCAGAUUGAUCCCAUAGUUCAGGACACCCCCGCUCCUCUCUUCCAGCCUGACAUGCAGGUAGAGGAGGAGGCUACAGCUCAGGUACCAACAGUUAUGGAGCAUCUCUCAGAGUACUCAGACUACAUGCCGCUCUCCCCAAAGAUCACGUCCUCCCUUACUCCGUCACUCUCUCCGUACCACUCCCUAUCUGUUUCUCCCAUGGUACCUUCUAUUUUCCCCAAAGUAUCACGGUCCUUCUCUCCUCAUGACUCGCCCGGUGCUUCUCCCUCUCUCUCUCCUUAUCAAUCCCCGUCUCUUUCUCCCAAAGCUCUUUCUUCCCUCUCCCCAUAUGAGUCACCGAGCUCUUCUCCCUCCACGUCGCCUUCUCCUCAAGCCCUCUUCUCACUCUCUCCUUUUACCUCGCCGUUCUUCGAUGAGCUGUCAGAGCAGGUCUACCACACACCCGCAUCUUCUCCAAGACCAGAUCAACUAAGGCCGGAGAGAGAGGCUGAGGUGGAAGGAACAAGUGUGGAUGCAAAGAAGACAAAUGAGGAAUUAAACAGAAAUACAGAAGAGGAGGGUCUGGUUUUACAGAUGAGUGCUGCGGCUAUAAAUGACAACAAUUGCAGCUCCUCCAGCAGUCUUGAGGAGGCGGCAGAGGAGUCAUUCUCACAAGCAGGAUGAUGGUACAAGCCUCUAUAGCGAACAAACAUUAAGGGCGCACUCACACUAGCAAAUUUGUCAGUGUUUAAGCAUGAUUGCCCCCGCUGGCCUGCGCUCUCACUGCUCCAGGACUAACCGGGCCUGAGCACAGUUACCUCUUGUUCAUAUGGUCAUAAUGCAGCACAUGCAUGGCUUAAGGUAUGAUUAUGAGGCGUGCUUAUUUUACAAGACAGGCGGACUCGCCUAGUGUGAGUGUGCCCUAAGAUUUCACAUACAUGUGAUAUUAUGCACAGUGUAGAUUUACUAAGUGUUGACAGUAUACUAAGGUUUCACUUGAAUAUGUUUUGAAAUUGUGACAGAUGUUUGGAUAAAAUGUUUUACUAAAGAAUUUUAAAGACGA